This is a messenger RNA of Alternaria viburni, 1560 nucleotides long. RefSeq lists its product as uncharacterized. The record is from RefSeq and is a predicted model, not a curated record. NCBI's taxonomy places the organism in Eukaryota, Fungi, Ascomycota, Dothideomycetes, Pleosporales, Pleosporaceae. The transcript has a single exon. Bases 1 to 1560 code for a protein of 519 amino acids.
AUGAGAGAGUUUGAUCAAGAUGCUGGUUCACAAGCCUCGAUUGAUGUCAUGAAACAGUGGAUUGAUCACUGUCAGAAGACACACGAUCAUGCUCCAACAGGUCAUUAUCGUGGGCCUUCACGUCUGAUCAAGCUGAGUAAGAAUGAAGAGCAUAAGGCACAGAUCUGCUCACCGAGAGUUCCGGUGAAGUUCGCUGCGCUUUCCUAUCGUUGGGGAGCAGACGCGAACUCUGCAACCUUGCAAGCCAAUGUCAAAGAACGUUACAAGAAGCUGGUAACAUCAGACUUUCCUCAAACUCUCCAAGACGCUAUUCGCGUUACUAGAGGACUGGGCCUCGAAUACCUCUGGAUUGAUCGGAUCUGUAUCAUCCAAGACGACGAUGAUGAUUGGGCGAGGGAGGCAUCAAUCAUGGCCGACAUCUACGAGACUGCAUAUGUUGUCGUAUCAGCCACCGCCACCGAAGAUUGCAGAGAUGGCUUCUUGAGAAAGAGUUCGAGGCCACCGCUCGUUCUCAAGUACACACAGCCUGGCCAGGGAACCUUUGAAGUGCGAGCAAGACAAAUUGAAGGCCACAAUUGUGACUGGAAGGCACCGAAUAUCCACUACGCAUUGGAUUCACGGGGUUGGUGCUUCCAAGAAAGAUAUCUAGCCCGCCGCACUAUCCACUUCCUGCCCACCGAGAUCGUCUUCCAGUGCGAGCUUGAAAGACAAUGUGAGUGUGGCGCAGCUAGCAAGGAGGACUUUGACUACAGCGAAGACGACGGACUUGGCACCUUUCUAGACCUGCGGGACGAGCCGAACCUUGACCCCAAGAAAUUCUUUUUUGGAGCCGAUUGGAUGCUAAUUGCGUCGGAGUACAGCAAGAUGAAUCUCACCUAUGGAGGCGAUUCACUUCCGGCGCUCUCAGGUCUUGCAGCCUCUCUAGCGCACUUGAAGGCUGGCGAAUUCAUCGCUGGACUUUGGCAGAAAGACAUCGUAUUCCAACUCGCAUGGCACAUUAAGCCAAGCCUUGAUUACCGGCGCUGGACCUUUCCCGAACACGUUGACGUGCUGGGCCCCACGUUCUCAUGGAGCUCGCAUGCGCGUCCUGUUGUCAAAGGCCGUGAAGACGCUAAGAGAAAUAUAUGUACUCUGAAAAGCUUCGAGGUUGACCUGGCCACAUCCAAUCCUUACGGGAAAGUUCGACAUGCAUCGAUCCGCCUCAAUGGGCCGGUGGUGCCUGGACGUGACUUGAUUUCAUGGUACAAGACGUCCGAUGACAAGCAAGACACGGCGGACGUGUACCUUGACUCAGGGUUAUGUCUCAUGGUGCCAUUUCUUUACCGAGAUGCCAAGAAUACUGCGCAAUAUACGAAGCUCGAAAGGGAGAUAGACUGGGAUUCUGUGAUCUGCUUCGGGCUGUACGAAUGCGGAACCUGGGCAGCGAUGCAGCUUGAUGUUCUCUUACUGCAGCCAAGCAAGACGAGGAAGGGGGACUACGUCAGGAUUGGACUUGUUAGCGGCAUGUGGAAGCCCUGGUUCUAUGAUAGGGCCGUGGAGCGUACGAUUACCGUAGUCUAG